GGCCCUCCACGGGAUCUCCGCUGUUUUCAAGCUUUCUUCCCUCCCUUCCCUCCAUAAAACAACAAUCUGUCAUAUUCGAUGAACCUUUGAUCGGCAUCCCUGUGAUCUACUUAGUACCGAUUGUCUGGCUCACUUCUGGCUUUCUACACCUGGCCUCUGUAAAUCAAUGGCGCAGAUCCCAACUCCUCCGGCUUCCCGCCAUGGUUCGCCUUCGCCGGAGCAUAACCCCAAGAAAUCUGAGAUCGAACAGCAAACCAUCCGACUGCAGACGCUGGAUGAGCUAUUGGAGCGGUACCUUCAUCUCCUAGAUGAGCACCAAAAGUUGCAAGCUGACCUGGGUUCGCGGCUGUCCUCGGGAUUCAUCUCCCUUGCGCAGGCCAACUUUACCAGUUCGCCUGGGAGACGAUACGGAGCGGAUUACUAUGAUGAACGCAUGAAGGCGACACGAAGAGUAAGACUAUCUGACACCGCCUUCGACUCGCCCUCGGAAGGUAAAACGACAGAUCAGGAAGAAGUGUCUUCAGUGGAAAACAAUUUCUCAGAUAGCAGGUUUCAGCAUACCUUUGCAAUCGACUCGGUAACAGUUCACCAGCCGGAGGAAGAGUCCCAGACGGACGACCAAAGUGAAUCUUCCUCGACAGAUGACGCUGCAAAGGCAGGGGACGAAGAGACUGAAAAAUUCGAGGAGUACAGUGACCAAACUGCUGACUCCAUGACCGCGUCGGAUUCAGAGACUUUCCAAGCCGAAGCGAGACCGAAUACGAAGUCCACAAAAGCAAAGCCACGUUUUCGCUCGUCGGACCCGAUUAACUGGUACGGAAUCUUAGUGCCCCUUUCUUUGCGCAGCGCCCAGAAGACUUUCACCGAAGCUGUCGAGGGUCAGGUGGUAAAGUUGGCCAAUGUUGUUGGUGAGAUGCGCACGGUGGAGAAGCAGAUCAAGCAGGUAAGAAGUGCGAUAGGCCAAGAACAGGUGCACAGGGCUUAGUAGACACAAUGGGAGCUAUGGACAGCUUCUUAAUGAGCUCUAGAAGACCUCAGCUCCACCUUCAAUUUAUUGCUGAAUUGUCAAGGCAUUAUCGGAUCUCCCCCGGUGGUCAGUUUUGUAGACCCGGUCUAUUUUUGUAAAGACGUGGAUGGAGUCUAUGGAGUCGACUAUUGACCCAAAAUGAUGGCAGUGCAGCCUUUGACAAGAUGCUAGAGCAAUUGAG
Molecule: messenger RNA, 1208 nt
Organism: Aspergillus saccharolyticus JOP 1030-1
Lineage: Eukaryota; Fungi; Ascomycota; Eurotiomycetes; Eurotiales; Aspergillaceae
Exons: 3
Coding region: 167-985 (272 amino acids)
Biological process (GO): vacuolar proton-transporting V-type ATPase complex assembly
Cellular component (GO): Vma12-Vma22 assembly complex; extrinsic component of endoplasmic reticulum membrane
Source: RefSeq, a predicted model, not a curated record